UCAAUAUCGUAGACCACCAUGACCCUGCGUUCUUCACCUUGGUCGUUCGUUACCCAUGCACGCCUCGUAUGCUUCAUCUUCCCAUCAAUGGUCUCGAACCCCAAGAAUGGCCGGCUUCCCACUUGGCCGCUCUGCUCUCUGCGUGCAUGAUUUCUCCUUCACUGUCCUCCUCAACCCACUCACCGUCUCAAGCCUCUCGCUUCUUCAACGCCGAUCCAUCGGCCACGACCCUGCAUUUCUCCGAAGAGGAUGUUUCGUUCAUACCAUUCCCAGCUAUCUUCCCCAGGCAUCUGGCCCACGGCGUUGGGAUCCAAGGUGCGUGCCUCCGAAGGCAAGGGGCGCUCUAUGCCCACUGGGCGACAGAUGCCGGCGGCGUCUUUCUUCUUCUUCCGCGUGCGUGUGAAGAAUCCUUUGAGUUUUCUACCGGCCUUGUGGGGUGUCGAAGUCGCGGCUACAAGGGGUGCGGUGGCAUGACUAGCCGGAUCUUGGGGAGUAGAUGGAUGAUGAGGCGCGACAUGAUUCUGUUGUUGCUGCUCCUCGAAAGUCUGGAUUUGGUUCACCUCUUCGAGCGCUUGCUUGCGCUACUCAGCCAUGUGGCGAACUGGAAGCGGUUGGCUGUGUCGUAUAUGUUGAGGCCUUUGAGAGGUGUGAACCUGAUAUGGAUGGAGCGAAGUGUUCAGAGUGUCGCACGAGGGUAGAUACCUAUAGUAAACGGUUGUGGGUUGCGAUCGUCGAUGUAGCAAGUAGCGUACAGUCGGGCGUGUGGUCGACUAUCGCAGGCGGCGGGGUCAGGGUCUUGUUUAGUCGACUCUGCGAACA
Molecule: messenger RNA, 819 nt
Organism: Paraphaeosphaeria sporulosa
Lineage: Eukaryota; Fungi; Ascomycota; Dothideomycetes; Pleosporales; Didymosphaeriaceae
Exons: 1
Coding region: 69-698 (209 amino acids)
Source: RefSeq, a predicted model, not a curated record